CGUAAAGAUGGCGAGGGGCGCGAGGUUUCAAGAUGGCGGUGGCUUGGUGGUUGACCGAAAGGUAGAGGUGAAGGCCCCUACAAAGUAAAAGAGGCCGGAAAUCGUCCCUUCCCCGCUUCUCGCAAUCUUGGGAGCCCAGCAGAAGCGUUUUUUUUUUUUUUUUUUUUUACCUUAAUGAACAAGUAAACCAUACAGAUUAUCAACAUGGGACGAAGAUCUACAUCAUCCACCAAGAGUGGAAAAUUCAUGAACCCCACAGACCAAGCCCGAAAGGAAGCCCGGAAGAGAGAAUUAAAGAAGAACAAGAAACAGCGCAUGAUGGUACGAGCUGCAGUUCUGAAGAUGAAGGACCCCAAACAGAUUAUCCGGGACAUGGAAAAAUUGGAUGAAAUGGAGUUUAACCCAGUGCAGCAGCCACAGUUAAAUGAGAAAGUACUGAAAGACAAACGUAAAAAGCUGCGUGAAACCUUUGAACGUAUUCUACGACUGUAUGAAAAAGAGAAUCCAGAUAUUUACAAAGAAUUGAGAAAGCUAGAAGUAGAAUAUGAACAGAAGAGGGCUCAACUUAGCCAAUAUUUUGAUGCUGUCAAGAAUGCUCAGCAUGUGGAAGUGGAGAGUAUUCCUUUGCCAGAUAUGCCGCAUGCUCCUUCCAACAUCUUAAUCCAGGACAUUCCACUUCCUGGUGCCCAGCCACCCUCCAUCCUUAAGAAAACCUCAGCCUAUGGUCCUCCAACUCGAGCAGUCUCUAUACUUCCUCUUCUCGGACACGGUGUUCCACGUUUGCCCCCUGGCAGAAAACCUCCUGGCCCUCCCCCUGGUCCACCUCCUCCUCAAGUCCUGCAGAUGUAUGGCCGUAAAGUGGGCUUUGCCCUAGAUCUUCCCCCUCGUAGGCGAGAUGAAGACAUGUUAUAUAGUCCUGAACUUGCUCAACGGGGUCAUGAUGAUGAUGUUUCCAGCACCAGUGAAGAUGAUGGCUAUCCUGAGGACAUGGAUCAAGAUAAGCAUGAUGACAGUACUGAUGACAGUGACACUGACCGAUCAGAUGGAGAAAGUGAGGGGGAUGAAUUUGUGCACCGUGAUGAUAAUGAGAGAGAGAACAAUGAGGAAAAAAAAUCAGGUUUGAGUGUACGAUUCGCAGAUAUGCCUGGAAAAUCAAGGAAGAAAAAGAAGAACAUGAAAGAGCUGACUCCUCUUCAAGCCAUGAUGCUUCGUAUGGCAGGUCAGGAAAUCCCUGAGGAGGGACGAGAAGUAGAGGAAUUUUCAGAGGAUGAUGAUGAUGAUGAUUCUGAUGAUUCUGAAGCAGAAAAGCAGUCACAAAAACAGCAUAAAGAAGAAUCUCAUUCUGAUGGCACAUCUACUGCUGCUUCACAGCAGCAGGCACCCCCACAGUCUGUUCCUCCUUCUCAGAUACAAGCACCUCCCAUGCCUGGACCACCUCCUCUUGGACCACCACCUGCUCCACCUUUACGGCCUCCUGGACCACCUACAGGCCUUCCUCCUGGACCACCUCCAGGAGCACCUCCAUUCCUGAGACCACCUGGAAUGCCAGGACUCCGAGGGCCUUUACCCCGACUUUUACCUCCAGGACCACCACCAGGCCGACCCCCUGGCCCUCCCCCAGGUCCACCUCCAGGUUUGCCUCCUGGCCCUCCUCCUCGGGGACCUCCACCAAGGCUACCUCCCCCGGCACCUCCAGGUAUCCCUCCACCUCGUCCUGGCAUGAUGCGCCCACCUUUGGUGCCUCCACUUGGACCUGCCCCACCUGGACUUUUCCCACCAGCUCCCUUGCCGAACCCGGGGGUUUUGAGUGCCCCACCCAACUUGAUUCAGCGACCCAAGGCAGAUGACACAAGUGCAGCCACCAUUGAGAAGAAAGCCACAGCGACCAUCAGUGCCAAGCCACAGAUCACUAAUCCCAAGGCAGAGAUUACUCGAUUUGUGCCCACUGCACUGAGAGUACGUCGGGAGAAUAAAGGGGCUACUGCUGCUCCCCAGAGAAAGUCAGAGGAUGAUUCGGCUGUGCCUCUUGCCAAAGCAGCCCCCAAAUCUGGUCCUUCUGUUCCUGUCUCAGUACAAACUAAGGAUGAUGUUUAUGAAGCCUUCAUGAAAGAGAUGGAAGGGCUACUGUGACAGCUUUUGAUGUCAGAGCAGGCUUCUGUUCACAACAGUGGUUCAUGGAGAAAGAGGCUGUUCUUAAACUUAGGUGAGAAAGCUACUUCCACUGUCAGGGUAUUUUCUAAUUUCAGUUCCAGAAUAUCCUAAAGUUUACCCUUGUUCAGAAUUUACUGCAUAUAAGAGAGGGCGUUCCAUUCAAAACAGAUUGGUUAUUGAAGCAGUGCUGCUAACAUCCACUCCCCUUCACACCACCAUUGCUUCCCAUUUCUUCCCCUUCUCCAGUUCUUUGGGAAUUUGUGAUCAGGGGGCUGCUAGUUACUUAUUUGUUUUGACUCUCUUGUGUGCUGUGGGCACUGGAAUAGAGAUUUCUGGAAAAACAGCUUAUUUCAUCUUGCUUUUUGUGUUUGAGUUAUUUUUAAUAUUUUUCUGUAAGUAUUUUAUAAUAUUUUACUUAUGAAAUGGAUCACAAUGUUAUUUCCUAAUACAAGGCAGGAUAUGUGGGAAGAAAAUGUACAAUUCUUUGAUUAAAAUUAUUUCCCACUGACCUAAAGUUUGAGUGUUUCAUGGAAAAAAUAAAUAAAUGUUCUACACCAAGAUGUGUGUUACUGAUAAUGUGUAAACGUGAUACCUGUUUUAUGGGCGGAAAAGAAGCAAGUAUUUAAAACUUGGGUUUUAAGGAACUAUCAUUUCUGGUACAGAAUAAGAAUCUUAUUAAAAAUGUGGUUAAAAAUUAAGUUUUAGAUUUUAUGAGAUAAAGAAGAAUAAUUUUCUUUCAAGAUUAUCAUACUGGCCUUAAAUAAAUUUCAUGUUACAAACAGUAUGACUCAGCUUUCAUUGCUUCGAAAAUAAUGAGUCUUAUCCUCAAAGAUUAUUUCCUCCAGAGCUUUGUCAACUGAUACUAAUUGAAUUGCAAAGCCCAUUUAAAACCAUUUCUAAACUAUUAGAGAAUCAGGAAAGCUACCUAUUUUUAUUUUUGAAUUGGUGGGUUUUAUGCGCGUUAUAUUAAAAUAUUAAUGAAUAACAGUACUUAACACUAUUAAUUUACAUCUAUAAUAUUUUCUUUACAAAGUGUUUUAAUAACUAACUCGUCUGUCCAGUAAUCCUGGGAGAUGACUUUCACAAGCAUUUCCCUGAUUUUUCACUUGAAAAUAUUAAAGCUUAAAAAGGGCUCAUGUGAUUUAUUUAGUGGCCCAGAGUGUGUAUUUCAUACACACACAGUAUAUGCAUUGUGUUUAGGCACACCUUGCUUUCCACUGUAUCUUAAAUGCCUUUCAUGUGAAUCCUAUACCAUUAAAAAUUGGUGAUAUCCUAAAAGAUAGUGCAAUACAAUAAAGCUUUUAUUUUCUUAGUUGAUUUCUCUAAUGGAUUUUUAGAUUUUUAUUGAGAACUUUUGUGUGUCCGGCUUUGCUUGGAAGUUAUUCUUUCAAAUUAAAGCAGAUCCUGCCAAAGCACUAAAUAAUCCAUUUUGAGUUUGUUUUUCCUUUUUAGUGUAAUUAAUAUAGGUCAGCAAGUGAGUUGAAACUUUGAUCGUGUAAAUGCAAGUAUUGAACACUGUUACCUCAUCAUCAAAUCAAUAUUGUAAUUACAUUAACUGUUUAGUAUCUUGGCAUUAAACAGUUACUCCCCAUACUUGGUUUGCAAUAUUUUUAAUGUUCUUGCUUGAAGUUUAUAUUCUUUCUGGAAUAGAUAUCUGAUUUGUGUUAACAGAAGGAAGCUAUUGACCGUUUAUUGUAAAGGCAUUUCCUAAUACUGCUAGUUUUAUUUCCUGAAAAUUCUUACAGUGGUAAAAUCUGACACAUUUAAUACAUCAGUAGCAACCGCAGGAAAGGGGCAUCAGCAGUUCUGAUUCUGGGUAGACAUUUGUUGUCAUGAUUAUGAUUUAUGUCAUGAUUUUAUAAAAAUGUUUGCUCUGGUUAGAUCACUGCUAUGACAUGUAACCUGAAUACAAAUUUUCAGUCUGGUAUAUGGAUAAACAUGUUACUGUUUGAGUGUUACUUUAUUACAAAGCAAUUGCCUCUUAAAAUCAUUUUGAAAUGCAUUUUACUCUUUCCUGAGCUUUAAGGGGCUUUAAAAUGCGAAUUUAAAAAAAAAAAAAAGGUAAAAAUAACAAAAAUGAAGGACUACCACAAUAUUACUGUACUCUGCUAUGGCAUGUAGUCAGAAUA
Messenger RNA from Cynocephalus volans (Philippine flying lemur), 4280 nucleotides. RefSeq names its product WW domain binding protein 11 (gene WBP11). The record is from RefSeq and is a predicted model, not a curated record. Lineage: Eukaryota; Metazoa; Chordata; Mammalia; Dermoptera; Cynocephalidae. Gene Ontology annotation, biological process: RNA processing. Gene Ontology annotation, cellular component: spliceosomal complex. The transcript is spliced from 12 exons. Bases 205 to 2130 code for a protein of 641 amino acids.